This is a messenger RNA of Brassica rapa (field mustard), 3532 nucleotides long. RefSeq names its product 4-substituted benzoates-glutamate ligase GH3.12-like. Gene Ontology annotation, molecular function: acid-amino acid ligase activity. NCBI's taxonomy places the organism in Eukaryota, Viridiplantae, Streptophyta, Magnoliopsida, Brassicales, Brassicaceae. The record is from RefSeq and is a predicted model, not a curated record. Gene Ontology annotation, cellular component: cytoplasm.
UAAUGAUGAUGAAUACCUAAGCAGACCAAAUAAAUUACGUUUACAUUUCUGUAGAAGUCUUUUCAGAUUUUUCUAGAUUAACAGUUCUUGAAUAUCGCCAUGUGUUAUAUUAUAUCGCUUACCGUCAGCGGAAGAAACCUUAAAUUUUGCUUUCGGUUCCUUUCGGUUUUACUCGGUUUGACUAUCGGAAAAGUCAACGGGGGUGUAAAUGUUUAACAAACACACUACCGGGGUAAAUGUGAAACGAUAAAACAAAAGUCGGGUUUAUUUAUUUAAACUUUCACACAAAAUUGGAAUCUAGCAAUCGCGCGCGAGAUGGAUCUGAUCCAAUCCUACGACGGAGAAGCCGUUUCCUCGUCGCCGGAUUCUUCACCGCCUGGUAUAUUGAAACCGCAAUCAUCGGCGCUCGGAGGUAGAUGAUACGGCACUAAGCUCUCACAGUAGCUGACGUGAACCAAUCAAAAUCAAACCCAAUCAAUCCGACCUAAAACGUCGUCGUUUUCAACCCUACCUAAUACCUCCGCCGCAUCCCUACAAGCUAGGGUGUGUGGAAGACGCUACGAUUGGUUCCUUGAGAAGUACGAUACGGUUGCGCGGUGGAUUAUUCCUUCCGGAUUGAAUUACGUUGGCGACGUGGAAGUAAAACGACGGCGUUUCUGUUUAUAUAUAUCCCAUAGAGCGAGAGAGCGGAAAUGGAGGACGAUUGAGGAAAGGGAGGAGCGUGAGGCAGGUGGCUGAGAAUCCGGUGACUGACACGUGGCUUCGAAAGAUGAGCUCAGCACUAUGAUGCCAUGUUAGAUGUGGGAAAAUUAUUAAAAGUUGAUAAUUACCGAAACUGAAUUACAAUUAACUUUAUUGAAUUACCUUUGGUUAAAUCAUUAAAAAUUAAUAAUUACAUACAACUAUACAUUGAUUGAUUAUAAUAAUUUAAUGUAUUUUUUUUAAUAAGUGUGAACAUACAAAAUAUUUUGUCUUUGUAAAAUAGCUCUUUAUUAUUGGCUAGUUAACUUAUUGGGAGAUAUCCAAAUCUUGUAUAUUUAUUAAACUAGCACGACUAGUACAUCUUCGUACUGAUCCCUGCGUAUUCCAGUCUGGCUUUUAUAUUCAAAUUUCAAAUGUAGUUUUAAACUCAAUUAGUCUUCCCACGAAUGAUAUUGGGUUAAGAACUUUUGCAUCGGUAUACAGUGUGCCUCACUGGCAGUCUGGCAGAUACCCAAAUCUGGUUUAUAUAUUAAACUAGCAAGUACUCGUCCAUUUUCAAAUCGAUAAACGCAUAGUCCAGUCUGGCUUGUAUAAACAAUUUAAAUGGUUUUCAACGCUUGACAUUUUUUUAAAACUUUUGCAUCGAUAUAAGGGAACCCUGAUAUGGUUGGUGUUAGUGUGUUACAGACAUCUAAAAUAGCAAAUAUGAGUCUAGGCUGUGAUCUCUCUGUUCUAGAAGAGCUUACUUCAAAUGCCAAGCAAAUACAAGAUGAUGUAUUGACCAAGAUACUUAAAGCUAACGCAAACACAGAGUACCUCAGCCGUUUUCUCGAGGGAAGCUCCGACAAAGAGCUGUUCAAAAAGAACGUACCAGUGGUGAGCUAUGAAGAUGUUAAGCCUUAUAUUGAUCGUGUGGCGAAUGGAGAACCCUCGGACAUCAUUUCGGGAGAACCCAUUACUACGUUUAACCGAAGCUCUGGAACUUCAAGUGGGAAUCAAAAGAUAUAUCCUACGAACAACAUCUACUUUGAGAAUCUGCUAUUCGGCUAUGCACUAAGCUCUGUCGUUAUGUCCAAGCAUGUAGAUGGUUAUAAGCAAGGAAAGAUGAUGAUAUUUAGGUUCACUCACAAGAUAUCCCCAACUCCUUGUGGUUUGCCUAUUGCUCCCGCGCUAACGAGCUUCACAAAGAGCAAAUAUUAUUCGACCAUGGCAAAAAAUAAUACAAGCCCAUAUGAGGUCGCACUGUGUCCGGAUCCCAAACAGAGUAUGUACUGUCAACUUCUAUGUGGUCUUGUCCAGAGAGACGAGGUUGUAAGUGUCGGUACUACGUUCCCCUCUGUCUUGGUUCAAAUAGUCCAUUUUCUUGAAAAUUACUGGAAAGAGUUGUCUAGUAAUAUCCGAUCUGGUCAUGUCAGCGACUGGAUCACCGACCUUAGUUGUAGAGAUUCUGUCUCUAUCAUCCUUGGAGAACCAAAUGCUGAAUUGGCAGAUUUAAUCGAAAAAGAAUGCGGACAAGAAUCUUGGCAAGGUAUCAUUAAAAGACUUUGGCCCAAAACCAAAUGCAUUGAAACUAUUGUUACAGGAACUAUGUCUCAACACAUCCCAGCACUGGAUUACUACUCUAAUAAACUGCCUCUAGUUUCCAAAGUUUAUGCAUCCUCUGAAGUAUUUUACGGGUUAAAUUUGAAUCCUCUAAGCAAACCACAACAUGUGUCCUACACAUUCCUACCCAACAUGUCAUAUUUCGAGUUCAUACGUGUUGAUGCCGAUGGAGAAGACACAAGCGAGAUUGUUGAUCUUGUGGAUGUGACUUUAGGUUACUACUAUGAGCCCUUGGUCACAAACUAUUCCGGUUUGCACAGAUGUAGAGUGGGAGAUGUUUUACAGGUCACUGGGUUUUACAAUAACACACCACAAUUCAGAUUCGUACGUAGAAAUAAUACGGUUUUAUGCGUCGAUGUAGAGCCAACAACUGAAGAAGAUAUUUUAAAGGCGUUGGCUCGUGCAACUGUCGUUCUUGAAUCUUCGGAUUUUAUUUUGACAGGCUUCACAUGCUAUGGUGACAUCUCCACUGUACCGGGUCACUACGUCUUUUACUUGGAAGUCAAAGCCAAAGUCAACAAUGGCACCAACGUUCUACAACUUGAUAACAAGGUGUUGGUGGAGUGUUGUUGUAUCAUGGAGGAAUCAUUGAGUAGUCUUUAUAGGAGACUUAGGGGAGAUGAGGGAUCAAUUGGAGCUCUAGAGAUAAGGGUUGUGCAACAAGGAACGUUUGAUUCUCUCAUGGAGUUUUUUCUCUCGCGAGGUUCUUCUAUAUCUCAAUACAAGACACCUAUAUGCAUAAAGUCUACUGAGGCUUUAAAGCUUCUUGAAGACAAGGUUCUUGCUCGGUUCUUCAGCGACAGAUCCCCUACUCUCUGAUCCAGAUAUGAUCUAUUUGUAUAUGGUGAUGAUUGCCACCAAAAACAAUUAGAUUGCCUAAUUGAAGAAUAAUGAAGUAACGUAGUUAUUUGGUGAGAAUGGUUUCUUUGUGGAGAAAUUUGUGGUUUAUGUGUUGUGUGCUUUUCUUGUGUUAGCUUAAUCUGAGUAUCCUGGUCUACAUCCUCUUGUAUUUGCUUCGCAUUUGAAACACUACUUUUAUUUCCGUCAAUGACAUGUGAAGCAUUAUUGUUAUUAUUAUUUUUUAACACACCAACCGAUUAAACUACAUAUCUAAAAAAAAUUAGACUAUUACAACCAGAAAAAAAACUAGACGGAAAGACAAAUAACUAAUAACACUACAACGAGAAUGAUAGAAAUGUUAAAAGGGGAGAAGAAACUCAUAGAAAAA